AUGAAUGAACAUUACAUACACACGGUACCAGUAAAUGAUUUGCCUAAUGUAUCUCUUGAAACACACAAAGUAGAAACCUUAAAAUCACAGAGUAUAAAACACGUUUUUGAUUGUAUUGAUAAAAAAAAUUACUAUUCUCAGGAAAAGGAACGUCUAAAGCGUGCAUCACUCGCAUUUGGUCACCAAGAAGCGCUGAAGAUGAGUAUAGAAAGGUCAUUUUGUGCUUCGUCAGCCAGAACCCCAAAUUCAUCAAUGCUAUCAUACCAAAUAAUUACUGGAGACAUUGAUCGCAUAGACCCAUACGAAUAUCUAAAUACUGUGUCUAUGAGAUACAUAUAG
Molecule: messenger RNA, 339 nt
Organism: Babesia microti strain RI
Lineage: Eukaryota; Apicomplexa; Aconoidasida; Piroplasmida; Babesiidae
Exons: 1
Coding region: 1-339 (112 amino acids)
Biological process (GO): proteasome assembly
Source: RefSeq, a predicted model, not a curated record